AGUCAGCAAGCAAACCAGUGAGACAGAGGAGAGAGGGACCAGGAUAGAGACCCAGAGAAAGAGAAGAGGAAGCUGAGCUCUGUGAGGGCUCAACCUCUAACUUGUUUCAGUUCAUUCAUCCUUUUCUUCUGUCCACUUCAGGAAGUGACUGUGGCGCUUGGACUCUCCAAGUUGGUGCCUAAGAAGAUGAUAAUCAAAAAAAUGAGUUACUUCUACAUGACCAGCUUUGGGCUUCUCUUCCUGAUGAAUAUUCCCCCUGAAACAACUGGCCAAGGGGAAUCAAGACGACAAGAACCUGGGGAUUUUGUGAAGCAGGAUAUUGGCGGACUCUCUCCCAAACAUGCCCCAGAUAUUCCCGAUGACAGCACUGAAAACAUCACUAUCUUCACCAGAAUCUUGGAUCGUCUUCUGGAUGGCUAUGACAAUCGGCUGCGACCUGGUCUUGGAGAUGCAGUGACUGAAGUGAAGACUGAUAUCUAUGUGACCAGUUUUGGCCCUGUGUCAGAUACUGACAUGGAGUACACCAUUGACGUAUUUUUUCGACAGACAUGGCAUGAUGAAAGACUGAAAUUUGAUGGACCGAUGAAGGUCCUUCCACUGAACAAUCUUCUGGCUAGUAAGAUCUGGACCCCUGACACCUUCUUUCACAAUGGGAAGAAAUCGGUGGCCCAUAACAUGACCACACCUAACAAGUUGCUCAGACUGAUAGACAAUGGAACCCUCCUCUACACAAUGAGGUUAACAAUUCAUGCUGAGUGUCCCAUGCAUUUGGAAGAUUUUCCCAUGGAUGUGCAUGCCUGCCCACUGAAGUUUGGAAGCUAUGCCUAUACAAAAGCUGAAGUGGUUUAUUCUUGGACUCUUGGGAAGAACAAAUCUGUGGAAGUAGCACAGGACGGCUCUCGCCUGAAUCAAUAUGACCUGCUGGGCCAUGUUGUUGGGACAGAUAUAAUCCGCUCUAGUACAGGAGAAUAUGUUGUCAUGACAACCCACUUCCACCUCAAGAGAAAAAUUGGCUACUUUGUGAUCCAGACCUACUUGCCAUGCAUUAUGACUGUCAUUCUGUCACAAGUGUCUUUCUGGCUGAACAGAGAGUCUGUUCCAGCUCGCACAGUCUUUGGUGUCACCACUGUUCUCACCAUGACCACCCUGAGUAUCAGUGCCAGAAACUCCUUACCUAAAGUGGCAUAUGCGACGGCCAUGGACUGGUUCAUAGCCGUCUGUUAUGCCUUUGUAUUUUCUGCGCUGAUUGAAUUUGCCACUGUCAACUACUUCACCAAGAGGAGUUGGGCUUGGGAAGGCAAGAAGGUGCCAGAGGCCCUGGAGAUGAAGAAGAAAACACCAGCAGCUCCGACAAAGAAAACAGGCACCACCUUCAACAUCGUGGGGACCACCUAUCCCAUCAAUCUGGCUAAGGACACUGAGUUCUCCACCAUCUCCCAGGGUGCUGCUCCCAGUGCCCCCUCAACACCAACUACCAUUGCUUCACCGAAGACCACCUACGUGCCGGACAUCCCAACUGAAACCAAGACCUACAAUAGUGUCAGCAAGGUUGACAAAAUUUCCCGCAUCGUCUUUCCUGUGCUCUUUGCCAUUUUCAAUCUGGUCUAUUGGGCCACAUAUGUCAACCGGGAGUCAGCUAUUAAGGGCAUGAUUCGCAAACAGUAGAUAGUGGCAGCACAGCAACCAGAGUACAGUAUACCCUAGGAAGCAUCCAAGCACCUAAACCCUGGGGCUCCCCUUCAUGUGUUUCAGGAUUCUUCUUGUUAACCCUCUAUCAAGCUAUUACUCUCAAUUCAUAUUUAUGAACCUCAAUGAAGAAAAAAAAACAACAGAAAAAUUACUUGUUUCUCUAACAUUGCUGAGUGUACCCUCAUCAGAGCCAAACACUGCCAUUUGUCCAGUUGCUCAUCUUAGUCUGCCAGUCUUCCCCAGUUGAGGUAACUGCAUAUAUUUUAUUGCACUCUGCCCAGUGCAAAAAGUACAGGAGGGUCUAUUACUUGUAGUGGGAGCCUUGGCUGUUUGAGAGGUCCAAACCAAGGAGGAUUGUUAACUGGCCCAGAUCAGAUAAUUAAUAGCAAAGGCAGGUGCUAGUGCUAUCCUCUAAACAUGGCCCUCAGCCCCUUUAUUGGCUUGGAGGUUAAUGGGAACAGUUGAGACUCACCACUGUUUAUCAUGUAUGGUCAAAACUGAUAGAAUAAACUGGGCCAGCCUGACACCAAGGUUACUGGUUCCCUGACAUGUCCAGCUCCUCAGAAAAAUAGUAACAUUUUUGGUACAUAUCUCCUCCAGCAAAAGCCCUCUUCUCUCAAGCCCUCAACCCUUGUAGCCAGCUGACCACUGCUUAGUUUAGAUUCAUUGCCACCUGCAAACUCUUUAAGAAAAGGAUCAAAUAUUUUUUAAAUUUACACUAAAAAGGUAUGAAUAGAAACAAAAAAGAUCUAUAUCAAAUGCCUACACAAUAAUUUUAAAAGGAUUAGAGUGAUAGAAAAGUCACUUCCCUGCUAAGGUACCUAGUCAAGUACUGGAUAGGACAACAGAUAUGAGCUGGGUGGUAGUUAAGGCUUAAAUUCUUGCUCAAAAAGACAGGGAUACUGGCAGACAAAAAUCAAAUUCUUCCUACCACACUCUCCACAUUUCAUACCUUAGUCCAGGCCCAAUGUCUUUGCUCCCAUGUGUCAGGGAAUUCUGGUCCUCUGUUAAUGCUGAUUCUAAGGAGCAGUGAAUCAGACUCUAGUUGAUUUUUGAGUCAACUAAAUAAUUAACUUUAUUACCA
Messenger RNA from Myotis myotis, 2773 nucleotides. RefSeq names its product gamma-aminobutyric acid type A receptor subunit alpha3 (gene GABRA3). Bases 187 to 1665 code for a protein of 492 amino acids. The transcript has 10 exons. Gene Ontology annotation, biological process: synaptic transmission, GABAergic; regulation of postsynaptic membrane potential; gamma-aminobutyric acid signaling pathway. Gene Ontology annotation, molecular function: inhibitory extracellular ligand-gated monoatomic ion channel activity; GABA-A receptor activity; GABA-gated chloride ion channel activity. Gene Ontology annotation, cellular component: neuron projection; GABA-A receptor complex; synapse. The record is from RefSeq and is a predicted model, not a curated record. NCBI's taxonomy places the organism in Eukaryota, Metazoa, Chordata, Mammalia, Chiroptera, Vespertilionidae.